CCCACAGAGCUCUAUGGGAUGCACUUAUAAUAUAAGUGACACACAUCCGUUCAGCUAAGGAAGAGAGAGGCAGCGUCUCACAGACUGGUCCCAUAAAACUGUAAAUAUCGACGUAAUCUCGACAAAUUCUGGAUUGUUAUAUACCUGAACAGGAGUGAUGCGCGUUCCACAGGAGGCCAUUUGAUCCAUGAGGAAGACGGAAGACUGAUCACCCAAAAUGAAAAUAUGAGGCCAGUGCUUGAGUGAGGUGUCGGUGUGCCAGUGAUGUGCCAUGGGGUACGACGUCACCAGGUUCCAGGGGGAAGUGGAUGAGGAUCUGCUUUGUCCCAUUUGCAGCGGAGUGCUGGAGGAGCCAGUGCAGGCCCCUCAUUGUGAGCAUGCCUUCUGCAAUGCUUGCAUCACGCAGUGGUUUGCGCAGCAGCAAAUUUGCCCGGUGGACCGCACUGUGGUGACCCUCGCCCACCUCCGGCCUGUGCCCCGCAUCAUGCGAAACAUGCUGUCCAAGCUGCAGAUCUCGUGUGAUAACGCAGGUUUUGGCUGCACCGCGACGCUGCGCCUCGACCAGCUGCAGUCGCACCUAAAGGACUGCGAACACAACCCCAAACGGCCCGUCACCUGCGAGGAGGGCUGCGGGCUUGAGAUGCCCAAAGACGAGAUGCCAAACCACAACUGCAUCAAACACCUGCGCAGCGUCGUGCAGCAGCAGCAGACCAAGAUCGCAGACCUGGAGAAGACAGCAGCUGAGCACAAGCACCAGCUGGCUGAGCAGAAACGGGAUAUCCAGCUCCUCAAAGCGUACAUGAGGGCCAUCCGCAGCGCAAACCCCAACCUGCAGAACCUGGAGGAGACCAUAGAAUACAACGAGAUCCUGGAGUGGGUGAACUCCCUGCAGCCUGCCCGGGUGACGCGCUGGGGAGGAAUGAUCUCCACGCCUGACGCCGUCCUCCAGGCAGUCAUCAAACGUUCCCUCAUCGACAGCGGCUGCCCGCUGUCCAUUGUCAACGACCUCAUCGAGAACGCCCACGAGCGCAACUGGCCGCAGGGCCUGGCCACCCUGGAGACGCGGCAGAUGAACCGCCGCUACUAUGAGAACUAUGUGGCCAAGCGUAUCCCGGGCAAGCAGGCGGUGGUGGUGAUGGCCUGCGAGAACCAGCACAUGGGUGAGGAUAUGAUCCUGGAGCCGGGCUUGGUGAUGAUCUUUGCCCAUGGAGUGGAGGAGAUCUUAUAGUGGGUACUGAAGGAGGGAGAUGGGUGAAUUGGGGGAAAUAUGGAAUAUUGACUUGACUGGCUUAAGGGGAUUCAACUGUGAGUCAAUAUCCCCUCUAAAAUAGACCACAAAACAAAAGAACUAAAGUCCUAAUUCAGAUCCAGUGUCGGGAUGGACCUGCCACUCUUUACCUCAUAUUUAAAAGAAGUAUACAGUACUUAACAUGGGAUAAAAUAGUAUAUAUAUUAUAUGAAGGAACAGAAUCAACUGUGAGCUGAAGAUGGAAACAAACAAACUCCAGCUCCUCCUCUUCCUGUUCUUAUUGCCUUAAAAGGAACGUUCUAGAAAAAGUGGACCCUGAAGAAAAAGAAGAACCAGUUCUGAUAAAUAUUCAUGAUAUAUACUGAUGAUAUAAAGAAGUUUUAUCGUCAAUGCUGACAUAUUAAAUUGAAGUGAUUGUCUGUUUAGCCCUUUGCCACUUAAUGCUGUCUCUCAUGGACGGAUGAGAAAAAUGCCCAGUCCCCUAUCAUGCUUCACUAAUGUAAAUGGUCUAAUGUUCUUUGUAAAUAUUGAAGAUAAAGAAUUAUAAACAUAUAUGCUGUCUAUUCUUGGUAUAAUAGAUUAGUUAAUUUUUUUUCCCCCUUAAAAAUUUCUCCCCUCUUCCCCCUGAUUUUGAGUCAUGUGCUUAUUAGUUACCGUGAAUCUCGUGGCCCCUUUUUGCUUAAAGCCCUAAUUAGAACUGCUGCACAGAUGAUUGCUUCUGAAUUACAGCUUAAUCGUAUAUAAUGGGUACUGUAACCAUUUACUCUACUGGCUGCUGGUAAAUUUAAUGCAAGUCUGAAGCGACCGUGACACUGCUUUGGCAGUUCCUAAUUAAGGCUUUGAGGUGCAUUUGAGCUACGUUCACAUAGCGGGUAAAAAUGGCACAAAUUUGUUUUUCUCACCCAAUCCGAAAAAUUUUAUUUAUUUAGUUUUUUUUGACUGUUCGCACUUAAUCUUGUCUUGUUAAUGUGACGUAUGUGAUACAUUUCUUUGAACAGUUCACAAUCCUAAACUGACGCUCAUGCUCAAACGCGCAAUGCUUCACAUGAAGUUUUGGUUUCAUUUUGUCCAGCGUUACAGGAGACAACAAUGACUUCCCAUGGCAACAGCUGGACUUCUUACGAAGAGUGACUUUUUUUUUUUUUUUUUGCCACAUCUGCUUACUUAGUUAGUGUUUCUUAAAACGAUUUGUUUUUGUUUAAGACUUGUUCCUGCAGCUAUGCCCUGCUGUGGCCUCAAUUGGCCAUUUCUUUCAUGCUUUCUAAUUUAAUUUGAACUGAAACAUCAGUUCUUAUAUUUAAGGCAUAACCUCACUGAAUCCCUCACUUACUUCUGUUGUCUAUUUUAUUAUCCUUUUCAUCUCAGCAAAUAUGAUGAUGUAAAAGUUGCAUAAAUUCUGAGUCACAUUGUCGUAAUCAGAAUAUGUAUUUAAUUUAAUACCACAUGUAAAAGUGACCCAAAAAAUGAACUGAUUUUGCUGUUCACACUGCCACACAGAAAACACACGUGAGCGACAACAUAGAAGUUGGCCUGUUUUUUACCUGCUGUUUGAACGUAGCCAUACUGACCUGGGCCUGUAUUUAUAUAUUCAUUAUUAUUUACGGAAAACAGAUCCUAGAUCAGUACCGCUUUGUGAAUACAGGCCCAGGCCAGAUAAAGCAGUCUGUACUCUUUAUCUGCACAGCAGAGGUGAUGGACUGAUGUAAAAAGUAACAUCUUCAGCAGCUGCAGUUUUUCUUCAGCAGAGUUUCUGCUGACAGUUUGUGGGGAAAAUGAAACAAGCCUCGAACAAGAUCCAGGAAAUAUCUGAGGGAAAUCGAAUCACUUGGUUGUUAACAGUGUGUGUGGAGACCACAAUUGUUUUACGCCUUGGCUCAGGCUCCAGCUUAAACCACAAUAAAAAAACAUUACAAACCGCAGUGUUGGGACACCUGACCCCCAUUACUUUCCUCUCGCUUGUCUCUUGAUUCCUGCAGAUCUUGAGGGCUCUGCCUGAUUGAGCAGCUCAUGUUCAGAUGAGUGGUUCCUGAGCGUUUACUGUAAUCCGCAGAUCGGAUCAGAUCUGAAUAAUGGCCCGUUGUGGCUUUGUCAAGUCAUGCACCGAAUAUUUGACAGCAGAAGGUAUUUGGCUGGAAAAGGCAAAAAAGCACUUUCAGUAUUAGGCCGAAUUAGUUUACCACUUAUAAUUGAUUGAUAGCCAUUUAUAUGGUUGAUACCAUUUAGAAUUGAAUUAAAGAAUAUUAGCAGAAAUUAUAGUUUUGUAUUUGCAUUUUCUUCAAAAACCUUGUUCGGUAUUUGGUGUUUUGACUUUCGUCCAGAUAUUUCAAUAUUUCAAAUGUUCCAAAAGUGACAGGAGAUAAAAUGUAAAAAUCUAACCAUACCUGUGCUGUGCAGAUUUUUUUUAUUAUUAUUAUUUAUGUGUGUUUUUCGGCAACUCAGUGUUUAGGGCUUUUUUUUUUUUGCUUGCUUUUAUUUUGUGCAAUUCUUUCCUCUGUUGAGGAAUAGUGAUUGAUUUUGAGAAAUUAUUCUGCAUAUAUAUGUUUUGUCUUGAUAUUUUUUGUCUUCUGUACAUAGUUGAUUUUAAAGAAAAAGGGUCUGGUGUAACUUUUGUGCUGCCGUGUUGCUGUCUUUAUUUUUUUAUUUUAAUUUUUGUUUCCCUCUUCUUCCCUCUCUCUUUACCUUUCCACCUUCUUCUCAACCAACCAAAGUGUUUGUGUUCUUGUGAUUUACGUCUUUUGUGGGUUUCUUUUUGUCGUGCUUUUGUUCUGCAGAAAUAUCAAUAUGAACUGACGGAUGUUGUCUCACUAUAGUUUUAUUUUUUUCCCCUUUUUUUGUUUGCGCCCAAAUGCCCAGAGUGAUUUUUAUGGUAUCCACUUUUAAAUGCUCCAGAUUAGCUUAGCUAGCAAGUGCAUAACAACAAACAGGUCAUUGAAUGUUUCUGCUCAGCUCUAAUCAAAAAAUUAACUAUAUGUGUGUGGGGAACGUGUGGCUGCAUAUUGCUGCAGACUUUGCCUUAUAAAAGCUGUGCUCUUGUUCAAAACAGUACACAUGUAUAUUUGACCCUUUUUCUCGUUGGAAAGGGGGCACUACGUACAUAGCUAACUCAGUUAUAUUGCUACUUCAGGUCUGUACAUCAACUGUUCCAUGAGUUCUGGCAGCCUGGCUGCAGAUUUCACGUUUUAAAGGCAUGCGUGUUCACGUUCAAGUCAUAUUUGUCUCAUAUUCUGGUAUUUUAACCAACGGCAAAGUGUAAAACUACACUGAUAUUUCACUGUUUGUGUCUGUCUGAUUAUCUGAUUAUGCUCCACUGAAGUUGGAAGUGUGUAUAAGUAUCACAGAUUGGAACAUGCUACAUUUUAUAUUCUUUCAGUCAAUACAGAUUCAGCAAGUCCUGAACUGACGGUAUAAAGAUUUUUGGCUUGUGUUCAGACUGCAAGCAAUUCAGAUUUUUUUCCCCCUCAAAUCAGGUCUAUUGAGAUGGUUGUCUGCACUUUUAUUUUCUAGAGAUCUGUUAACAUACUGUCUGUAUUUUUUUUUUAAUUAAUCAGAUCAGAUUAACAGUUAUCUUGACAUCUGAUUUGAAAAGAAAUCCAAUCUGUUGAGAUUACUGUAUCUUUUGAUCUAAUCUCUUGCAAAUAAAAAUGCAAAUAAGUGUUAACAUUGUUUGCAGCAAUAAGUCUUCAGCACCUAUUUUGUGGCGCUUUUCUUGGACCUCUGCACUUCAACCAGUUUAGAUUUGAUAGGUUCAUUGUUUGUUUGUUGCUUUGAGUGACGCAAAAGACACUUUGAAUUCCGAUCAGCCAGACUGAGACAUCUGUAUGAAUCUAACUGUAAUUGCUUUUCAAAAAAACUUGCAUCCAAAUAUGGGUUUGCAAGAAUCUGAUUUCAUUGUGUUCUGGCUGUUUAGACUUUAAAUAAAAAAUAAUCUGGAUUCAGUCUAGAUUUGCCACAAAUCUGAUUGAAGCCUGAGUUGUGCUGGCAGUCUGAAAAUUGCCUUAGAUAAAAUGUUUUUUUUUUUUUUUUUUUUUUCCCCCGCUUUUUUAAUUGUGUGAUUUUGUUACAGGAGAAUUUCAUAAGACCUGCAGAACUGCUUUAGGCCUGCAGGAAUGAUCUUGUGAUGUUCAUGUCUUGUCUUGUCGGAGGUGAACCGUUGGGUUGGGAAGACUCUUUAUCACCGUGCAGUGUCUUCUUUUGUGGAUGUGGUGCUUUUUUUUUUUUUUUUUAUCCCUCUUUUAUUUGUUGCUUAAUUGGUCGUCUUUUCUUCUGGCUUUUGUGCUGUGGAAUAUUGACACUAUUAAUAAACAGCAAUGUUUAUUUCAGAACAUA
Molecule: messenger RNA, 5575 nt
Organism: Astyanax mexicanus (Mexican tetra)
Lineage: Eukaryota; Metazoa; Chordata; Actinopteri; Characiformes; Acestrorhamphidae
Gene: rnf41
Product: ring finger protein 41
Exons: 7
Coding region: 272-1228 (318 amino acids)
Biological process (GO): protein K63-linked ubiquitination; regulation of canonical NF-kappaB signal transduction; positive regulation of JNK cascade
Cellular component (GO): plasma membrane signaling receptor complex
Molecular function (GO): zinc ion binding; ubiquitin protein ligase activity
Source: RefSeq, a predicted model, not a curated record